Messenger RNA from Salmo salar (Atlantic salmon), 957 nucleotides. RefSeq names its product HIU hydrolase (gene urah). The record is from RefSeq and is marked provisional. Gene Ontology annotation, molecular function: hydroxyisourate hydrolase activity. NCBI's taxonomy places the organism in Eukaryota, Metazoa, Chordata, Actinopteri, Salmoniformes, Salmonidae. Gene Ontology annotation, biological process: purine nucleobase metabolic process.
GUUUGUUUGCGCAUAGUGAAUCCAGAGUGAGUUGCCCUCGCAAAGGAUGAAAAUGAACUAUUACUAUUCUGUCUUGUUUGAUACAACUGCACUACGAGUGAGUGUUGAGAACCAAAUAAACUCUAGUUUCAUAUAGGCUGUAGAAGUAAAACAAGUUAUCCCCGUCGAGGAGGACUACACGCCGGAGUCUUCUGUUCUACGUGACAAGGUCCCCUAAGUCAAGCCGCAAUUCUGCUUUGUAACCAGUCUUCAGAGAUGUCUUCCACACUUCCAAACAGCCCCCUGACCACCUAUGUGUUGAACACAGGUGACGGAGUCCCAGGGGCAAGAAUGGCCCUCAGUCUGCACCGACUGGACUCACUCCUGGUCAUCUGGAACCUAGUGACUGUGGGAACCACCGACGAUGAUGGUCGCUGUCCUGGACUCAUCACUACAAAAGCGUUCACGCCUGGGAUGUAUAAGAUGCGUUUUGAGACUGGACAAUAUUGGGAGAGUUUGGGUCACAACUCCUUCUACCCAUAUGUUGAGAUUGUCUUCACUAUAACAAACCCCAACGAGAGAUUCCACUUGCCCCUGCUCCUGAGCCGCUUCUCCUAUAGCACGUACAGGGGAAGUUAGAGCCAUCUCUCGUCUGAGCCUCUGCCCGCACUAUACCAUGGAUGUGGUUAAUCGACCUAAAAUGCUUACAUGUCCAGUUGAUACCUAAGUGGUCGAGUUACUGUAGUUUGAAAUAGUCAUGAUGAUGAACUGAAGUCAAAUGGCUAUCACGUGCUGAAUAUUUAGCUUGUUGUCUGUUCAUCGUGAACGUACACAUUUUGUAAUCGCCUGUCAAAUUGCUCAUCCAUGAUGCAAUGUGCGUGUGUGUUUCUCAGCCAAUCACAGAGCAAGACCGAGCUCCGCAGAAAAACUCAAAGUCGUCCUAUUCGCGCAUAAAUGAAAUAAAGUUAAUUAAAGCUG